CAUAUUCGGUCGCCAGUGCGCUCCAUUCCGCUUUUCUAGCUUGUUUUAGUCCGGCCCACCAGGUUGGUCUUGCGGCCUCUCGCUGGCUGACGGAUGCCCUGGCUCACAGUCUGUGAGUUUUCCCGACGUCUCCAGUUUCUAUCUUGGGCAAGCGCUCUCGGGCAAACGUUGGAAGAUCUGUACUGGACACGCCCUCAGAGCAUCAGUCGAAAGGAACAAGUUGAUGCAGCUCUCGGCGCGUUUUGUACGACGGCAGGGUUCCAUCCCGAUCGUUUGUGGGGCAACCCUACAAAACGAAUCCCGUGUUGCUCUUGUUCCGACUGGUCUGGCCGGGCUACAGACGGCCAACUGCAAGCUCACUGUUUAGGACUCGAUGUACCUCUGCAUGGCAGGCGGUAUCUGCUUGUACCACCAUGUGUGUACUUGUAG
This is a messenger RNA of Neurospora tetrasperma FGSC 2508, 429 nucleotides long. RefSeq lists its product as uncharacterized. The record is from RefSeq and is a predicted model, not a curated record. The coding region runs from base 94 to 429 and encodes 111 amino acids. Lineage: Eukaryota; Fungi; Ascomycota; Sordariomycetes; Sordariales; Sordariaceae. The transcript has a single exon.